AUGGCACCGAAAACCAGCGGAAAGGCCGCGAAGAAAUCCGGCAAGGCCCAGAAGAACAUUGUCAAGGGCGAUAAGAAGAAGAAGAAGCAGCGCGGAAGGAAAGCUACGCCAUCUACAUCUACAGGUGUUGAAGCAACGUAUUGCCGCGAAGCCUCCCGCCUGGCCCACUACAACAAGCGUUCGACGAUCACAUCCCGCGAAAUCCAAACCGCCGUCCGGCUUCUGCUCCCGGGAGAGUUGGCCAAGCACGCCGUUUCGGAAGGCACCAAGGCCGUCACCAAGUACACCAGCUCCAAGUAA
Molecule: messenger RNA, 300 nt
Organism: Aedes aegypti (yellow fever mosquito)
Lineage: Eukaryota; Metazoa; Arthropoda; Insecta; Diptera; Culicidae
Product: histone H2B
Exons: 2
Coding region: 1-300 (99 amino acids)
Cellular component (GO): nucleosome
Molecular function (GO): protein heterodimerization activity; DNA binding; structural constituent of chromatin
Source: RefSeq, a predicted model, not a curated record